GCUGCCAUUUCAUCAGCAAAUUUUACAAACAUUCUUUCAUCCAUUAUUAUGAGAUUGAAGAUUCGAUUUUGGGAAUGGAUUUUUAAAAUAAAAAAACUGAUAUUAGAUCACACUCUUCCUCAAUGAUGAUGGUUCUCGGUAUGAUUGCACCGUUAUAACGGAAACUAGUUGCAUAGGCUGUUAUUUCUAACAAAACCUGCUCGGAUGUGUGUGGAUGCUUUGCUUUGGGACUCCGCUUGUUUUUCACACCGACACACAAUGAAGAUCACUGGUUUUGCUUUUGCAAGACAUUAAGAAGCUUAACUGAGAUCUUAUGAGAUAUGGAAGCUAUAUGGCUAUACCAGUUCCGAUUGAUCGUCAUUGGUGACUCAACAGUGGGGAAGUCUUGUCUGAUCAGACGUUUCACAGAGGGGCGUUUCGCACAGGUGUCUGACCCCACCGUUGGAGUGGAUUUCUUUUCCCGUCUGGUGGAGAUUGAGCCAGGCAAACGGAUCAAACUGCAGAUCUGGGACACGGCAGGACAAGAGAGGUUCAGGUCUAUCACAAGGGCUUACUAUCGUAAUUCAGUGGGCGGUCUGCUGCUGUUUGACAUCACUAAUCGUCGCUCCUUCCAGAAUGUUCAUGAGUGGCUGGAGGAGGCACGUAGCCACGUGCAGCCGCACAGCAUCGUCUUCCUGCUGGUGGGCCACAAGUGUGAUCUGGAGCCACAGCGGCAGGUGAGCCAGCAGGAAGCGGAGAAGCUUGCAGCCGCCUACGGCAUGCGUUACGUGGAGACGUCGGCACGUGACGCUAUUAACGUGGAGCGGGCUUUCACAGAGCUGACACGUGACAUCUUUGAGCUUGUCAAACGGGGUGACAUCACCAUCCAGGAAGGCUGGGAGGGGGUGAAGAGUGGCUUCGUGCCCAAUGUGGUGCACUCAUCUGAAGAAGUGACCAAGAGUGAUCGCCGCUGCCUCUGCUGAUCAUCAUACUUCUCCUCUGCAAACCCAGUCAUAUUGUGUUCCUUUAGCUUGGCCUCUUACACUGCCUUUUUGAUCGAUGAGCUUUUGAACACAGCUGUAUAUAGCAGAACCCAGAUCCAUUUUAGGACAUGUUCUAGGUUUCACUCCUGAGUAGAUCUGCACAAAAUCCAGGCCUUGAUCUCGUUAAAUAUUAGUUUAAAGAUAACGAAAUUACCCAUUUUUAGUGCAAAGCAAAGAACUCUGGACUAAACUGGAUGGACCAUGCACGGAAGUGUAACCAGGAAGAGUGUUACGUUAGGAAUGCUUAAAUAAGUGAAUGCAUUGCCUCCUCGACCUACUUGCAGUCUUUUGAACCCAAGACAGAAGACAAAUUCAGACAUCAGUGUCACGUUCUCCUGCAAGCUAAAUGAAUUUAGGAGACAUGAAGCGGGAGAAUCAUAUAAAUCGAAGUAUCAGCAUCUCUUCAGUUGCCACAUCGUGUUCUACAUUAUUAUCAUCUAUUUGCUAUUUAUCUCAUUUUAAACACGUUAAAUGUGAUGUUUUCUUAGGAAGCAUGCGGUGAGCAUUCCUUAGCUUACUUGCUAGUCUGAUUUGUAUAUCUAACUCCAUUUCUGCUUGAAAUAAACUCCAUGAUUUGGUUAUUGAUGGUAAUUGAUUCACUCAGAUGCAGUAACCUCUGAUGUGUGACUAUUAAUCAGGAUAUCAGCCAGAACAUUUCAGAGAUUUGACAAAGGACAACCGAGUAAAGCAAACACGACACCUGACACGUUUUGUUCAGACAUUUUACACAGCAUUUAAAACGACCAUCUUAUAUAUCCUCACUGUUAUUCUAUCAUCUUACCUCUUUUUCUUUCUGAUCCAGUCUUUGAACGUGCAUUCGGAACGGGAUCUUCUUUAGAGCUUUACCUUUUUCAUAUCCAUCCAAAAAUGUAUUGUUUGACUAUUAACCAAUACAUUGUCAUUUAACAGGUUGAAACAACUACUAGCUAUGUAUUUAUUGAUCUUGUAUGAGAGAUGAACAGUAAUACCAAUAAAA
Molecule: messenger RNA, 1998 nt
Organism: Tachysurus vachellii
Lineage: Eukaryota; Metazoa; Chordata; Actinopteri; Siluriformes; Bagridae
Gene: rab39ba
Product: RAB39B, member RAS oncogene family a
Exons: 3
Coding region: 321-962 (213 amino acids)
Biological process (GO): Rab protein signal transduction
Cellular component (GO): Golgi membrane
Molecular function (GO): GTPase activity; GTP binding
Source: RefSeq, a predicted model, not a curated record